Molecule: messenger RNA, 1806 nt
Organism: Rhipicephalus microplus (southern cattle tick)
Lineage: Eukaryota; Metazoa; Arthropoda; Arachnida; Ixodida; Ixodidae
Product: eIF-2-alpha kinase GCN2
Biological process (GO): protein phosphorylation; protein ubiquitination
Cellular component (GO): nucleus
Molecular function (GO): protein kinase activity; ATP binding; ubiquitin protein ligase activity
Source: RefSeq, a predicted model, not a curated record
GUGGUGUGGUUCAAAACUUGACUGACAUGUGCUGCAGUAUCCUUUGUCACUUCAAAAUCAUGUACGGGGGACACUGAAUUGGCUUAGUGUGCGUUGCACUGGCUCUGGCAUGCUACCCCUGAAUUGCUGCCGGUCAAUCAAAUGUGAGGCCAUUGCUGUGAGCGCUUAAGAUGGAAGAGGAAGAUCUCAAGGAACGUCAGGAGAACGAGAUGAAAGUGCUACAGUCGAUGUUUCUGGAUGACGUGAAGGACUUGCGGAAGAACGACAAAUGGAAAAUGUGGCGUCCGCCCGAGCUGUUGAUCACUCUAAGGCCUCAGCAGAGUAUGACACCCUUCCAAGCGCACGUGCAAGUGGAUCUUCACGUCAGGUGCAGUAGCCAGUACCCGAACGAUGUGCCGUAUGUGGACGUGUGCAAUCAAAAGGGGCUGUCAAAGCAAGCCCUGGAAGAACUUCGGAAGGAACUGCAACAGCUGACAAAACAACUCGUUGGGGAGGUCAUGGUGCUUGAGCUUGCCCAGCAUGUGCAGUGGUUUCUUCGUCAGCACAACACUCCCGAACGUGGUUCCUUUUACGACGAAAUGCUCAAAAAUAAAGAGAAGCAGGAGGCGGAGAAGGCGCGCGAGCAGCAGCAACAGCUAAACCAGCAACGGAUAGAAGAGGAAAAACAGAGACAGGCUUUUGAGCUCGAGAUAUUGCGUCAUCGUGAGGAGAUGAAAGUGGAAGCCAGGAGGAGGCGCACUGAUUCCAAGGCCUCUGAGAGUAAAGAGCGCACCAACUGCGUGCAUAAACCUGAGCUGCUCAGUUUCUUCUCAAAGUCUGCUGAGUACACAGUGCAAAAGGGUGCUUGCCUUGGUCACAGUGAUCGGGGACACAGUACAUUCGGCGGCUUUGACUCGACUACAGGUGAACUGGUGUGUAUUAUACAGUGGACAUUGAAAACAGACUAUCAUGUGGCGACUGUUGAGCAAGAGCUACAAACGCUUAUGAAACUAAAGCAUACAAACCUAGUCCACUACUUAGGUAGCUUGUAUAUUCCUGAGCAACGAACUUUUUAUGUACUGCAGGAAUUCGUUAAAGGCUGCCCAUUAAGUUCUUUCAUAGCUCAAGGCAUUCCGCUUGAUGUGGCCCUCUUGCGUAACUACACAACUGGCAUCCUUCAGGCAUUGCAUUACCUCCACUGCAACUCUGUUGUGCACAAGGAUCUCAAAGAAUCUAGUAUUUUUGUUGACAGCUCUGGUGUUGUAAAGGUAGCUGAUUUUAGCAUACCAAGGAAAAUUGUAGAUUUGUGUCUACCAGCCUCCUAUGAGGCAGGACCUGCCUGCAAAUCUAAAAAGAAGAAUGACAUUUUGCUGUUUGGAAAAGUUCUUCUGUCCUUGCUUCGUGGAGAACAUGCAACCAGUACAGAUUUACCUAGCAGUCUCUCCUUGGAUUGUCGAGAUUUCCUGGAGCAUUGCUUGGCUACACAAGAACAAGACCGAUGGUCAUCACGAAAGGCUAUUGGUGAAAAUGAGGCUGCCCUGUGAUGGUAGCUGAGUGGCUCUAGCGCUGCAGGGCUACGCUGGAUGUUACAAGUACGAUCCCGACAAUGGCAGCCAGUGAAGUACAAGAACACUCAUUUACUCAGAUUAUGCAUACCCGUGGCAUGCCUUAUUAUCAAAUUGUGCUUUUUGCAAUGAAAUCCCACAAUUUAAAUUUUUCUUUUAAGGCUGAGGUACCUGAUCGUCCUGUUUAGUGCGAAGCAACUUCGAUGUGUGAAUCUUUCGCAGGGCUUUCAAGUUUCGCAGGGCUUUCAAGUGUGGACCCCGA